UGUCUUAAUUGUUUAUUAAAUUAAAUCUUAUGAGCAUUUAACAACGCGAUCUUUCAUAAAUUCGAUGAUAAACAGAAAGAGUACAAAUGUAAUACUUUGGAAAUGGGAUUAAAACGAAGUAGAUGUAACAUAAACGAUUUUUCUAAAUAAUAAAUAUGUAAAGGAGAUAGGAAAAAUAGUGUGGUGACUCUAUUUCUGGUGCGCCAAUGUUCUAAGCUAAAUAUGGCUAUCGAUACAGAAAUAACGCCUAUUCAGAGCUUUGAAAUAACUCCGGAAACUCUUGAAUUUACAACCGGAGCGGAUACAAGAAAUAUUGGCAUAAAACAUUUUCUAUGUCUGCGUCGAACACUUCCGAAGACGCGUCUGUCACAGGCGAUCUUGUACGAAAAUGUGAGUUACAGACGACAACUGUCGAUGAAGAUGGACUCAAUGCAAAAGGACAGACUCAGGAACGCACAGGUGCUUGAAUCAAAUAUGAGAGCGUUCAGACAAACACAGAAACGGAAACAACAAAAAUGGAAGCGAGUAGACGAAAUUCGUCUAUCAAAUAUGAACUUGCCCUGCGUCCAUCUUAAGAGCGAAGAGGAACGCCCGAAAAGUGGCAAAAUUAUGUACCGAAUGUCAGAAUUCAAACCGGAAGGCGAAAAACAAGAAUCCCCACAGCCUGUUCUGCCGAAAAUGAACUUGACUGUUAGACGUGAACAGACAGAAAUAAUAACUCAUAGGGAAAAGACUUUUAUGACAAGAUUUCCGGAAAUAAUAAACAUUGAUCAAGCACUUCUAGACAGACAUAAUAAUUACUGUGGAAAGCAUCUGUUGGAAGACGGAGGAUCUGGACAAGACGGACGAUUUAGUAGAUUUGUUGGCGCAUUGUCUCCCGCUAAAGUCGAUCCUAAUGAAUAUCCGUUCGAGAAUCUGAAAUCAUACAGUCGUCUGCAUAAGUAUGAUCCUACGAAAGACGAUAGGCAGACACCUAGAUCUGCAAGAGUUGUUCCAAAAUCUCAUCAACAGAAUUUAAAAGACGAAGUCGCAAAAAGGUUCGAAGCCAUCAAAUCUCGCGAGAACACGUUUUAUGCAGACGAGACAGAAUCCUCCACAGAUCGAUCGCAGAAGACAGGAGCCCUUCAGAGACAGACGGGACGAUUUCAGAAAAGAGGUGAACUCCAAUAAGCGGGCAGAUUUGUUAUUCCACGCUGUCGUCUGCUGAAUCAUGCCUCUUUCUCGCGCGUAAAACAGAAUCGAUCAGUUAAAAAGGACCAAAAACAGAAGAUAAUGUUUACAUCUACGCAUAGACGACGAAUGCUUGCUGAAAAAAAAUUGAGUAAGUUGUAUGAGCCUAUAGGGAAAUGCAGAUUAAAUGUGACAAUGAAUGAAAGUCGAACAUUUACUGUAUGUCUUGCAAAUACCUUUUAUUGGCAAGUCUCAGGGCAACGAAAGCUGACUUCUAAGUUACCUUAGGUGUCUUUGAGUUUAUAAGUGUAAAAGAUAAAGUUUGCAAAGAGGUUAAUGCAACUGUGAACUACCCAAUGCUUUAGACAAAGUCUAAAUACACGCAUUUCUACGGAACGGCAGAUCUGUACUUCCAACAGCAUACUUUUUAUUAGGGCUGGGACGAUUUCUAAAUUUUGAAAUCGGUUAAUUGUUUGUAUGAAAUCGAAUCGAACCGGUUAAUCGGCCGUCAUAUUUAAAAUGCUAUUUUCUUUCCUGACGACUGUAUCAAGAUACUUCCAGCAGCUGACUUCAUCAGGAACUUACGGACUUUAUCGUUUGCAAACAGUUUAUUGUUAAUAAAUCAUAUUUUAAUGUAUUGUUUUUAGAUACAUCACGACAGGCAAAUCUGAGACCAUUAAUAAUGUUCAAUUUGAUUUGUUUUAGCGGAAAUAUACUGGUCUAUCAUAUAGUAUGUUAUGGUCGAAGAAAUGUAUAAAGAUAAAGUUCAAUUCGUGAUCAAUGUUUACUGCUUGAAAGCGAUUACCGGUUUUGCAAAACUGAAACCGGUUUUACAUAGUAAUGGAAUCGGAUCCGAUUAACCGAGUAAUCGUCCCAGUCCUAUUUUUUAUACCUUGACUAUAUACAGUACACUAGGUAUUGACUCCAAGAGAAUUGUGUACGGAUCUGUAGCAAAAUAUCGGAACAUUUUCUACUUAUAACCUUGGAUUUCAGUCAAAACGUCCUUUAUAUAAUAAUUGGUACCGUCAAAUGAAACAUAGUCUGUGAUUCUGUUUCUUAAACACGUGUCCAUUUUGUCAUUUUAUUUGAACAUUGUUCAUAUGUUUUUUUGUUUUUUUUUUAUAUUUCUGUAUCAUGUUACGUUAAAAAAAUAUUAAAAAUGCAUUUGCAUUCAAAUGAG
Molecule: messenger RNA, 2350 nt
Organism: Mercenaria mercenaria
Lineage: Eukaryota; Metazoa; Mollusca; Bivalvia; Venerida; Veneridae
Exons: 2
Coding region: 223-1170 (315 amino acids)
Source: RefSeq, a predicted model, not a curated record